Molecule: messenger RNA, 558 nt
Organism: Neurospora tetraspora
Lineage: Eukaryota; Fungi; Ascomycota; Sordariomycetes; Sordariales; Sordariaceae
Exons: 5
Coding region: 1-558 (185 amino acids)
Source: RefSeq, a predicted model, not a curated record
AUGGAAGUCAAGGGGGUGACCUUAUUUUCCCUACCUUGUCGUUGGCAUCAAUUGUCUCUUGGACCACACCCCGGUACCCAGUCAGUCCCAAUCCCAAAGACAACCACACCAGACACGACAGGGCAGCCGGGGGACCCAGCCAAAGCAGCCAGGUACCUUGUCUGGUCUGGUCUCCGUUUUACGAGACGAGCUGGACAACGCCUGAGGACCCAGCGGAUGGCCUCGGUGGAUUUCAGCGGGCCGGGGGGUUCCCUGUCUAAUCCACCAGUUCUCCCACACGUCUCGAGAAACGAAACGGAGCUUGUGUGGGCGCGGCAGGUUGCUGGCGCUGUCGCAGUGGUCAGAGAACGGUAUCACGGUACUCGAGGCACCCUGGGCACGGACGCCCGAGAGAUCCAGCGACACAGCGAGCGAGCCAGUCCUCCCGGCGAGAAGAGCCACGAUGUUGUUCUUUUGCCAUUUGAUGCCAGCCAGUGUCUGGGGCUGUCAAGCAAGUGUCAAACUGUCAGACUCAGAGUGUGCCCCUGGCAGCUUGGGGCCUUCCUAAAGUUGAUUUGA